GUGAUAUUAAUUAUUAUUAUUAUUUCUGUUUUUUAGCCCCGAUAAGGCCAAUUGUCGUUAUGGCAUUGGAGGAAACAUCAACUCCAAGACUUAUAGUGGCAGCUUCCCAUACAGCCUUGUCUGGCGAUCUUGGAGUUCUUAUAAUCGAAUUACCAUCAGCAUAUCCUUUGACUACACCGUCCAUUUCAGUUCUCACAACAGUUGAAGAUGAGGAUGUUGAUAUUGAUUUGGAAGUCGAUGAUGAAGACUACAGUAUUGAAAGCGAACAAAUAUCGAGGAUUCAGGAUCCUUUUAUCUUAAGAAUCCUAAGACUAGAUGGCUUCACGUCGGAGCUAGUGGGUGAGGUGCCUGUGGACGUGCCUAAUAUUGCCGGAGUUAAUGUUUCGCUAAUAAUACCAUGUGGCUUUUUCUCCCGUGGUGGAACUUAUUCUCUACAGCUUCAACACAAGUCAGCUCCGGUUCCCAACCGAUUCACAGAUACUAUCAGCCUUCAUGAUUCACAGAUGCGCACGACUCUUGACGUGAGAUGGCCAACGCCGUCGCUCGCCCUGGAACCCCAGCAUUUCGACACGUACCCCAGUCAAUCAGUACUCGCAACUCUCGAAUACACAGGCAUAUCGUGCGCUCCGUCAAUCGGUGUACCCGUGCCGACCUACUCUGUGCAGCUCAUUUACUGCGGCACAAGCGUCUUAUCCUGUGAUCCUCGCAACAGAAGUCACGUGCAGAUGCUCUACACCGAAGAAAUAAAAGGCUUUCCCACGCAGAAGGUCAUCACUUUACGUUGCGAUUUUUUUGGCCUCGCCGGACACUACGCCCUCAGGCUAAAACCUUCUGAUGCUAACCCCAGUGCGCCUACCACCAGCGCUUAUAUUAAGGUGGAGUGGUCAGAUCUUUUUGUGUUCAACGUGCAUGCACGUUCGGUCUACCCAUGUGAAGGAGGCGGGAGCGGACGAAGCGGGGGUGGAGUUUCGGUGUUGUUCGAGUACCCGGCCUGUCGACUCGCGGGUGAUCGGGUGCGCGUGUACGGCCGACUGCGGGCCGAUGUCGACUCUCUGGCACCGCCCUCGAGUCUCCACUACGUCGCAGAACUCAAGGCGCCCGCGGGUGUGCACACGCUCACUUUCGACUGCGAUCUCUUCACCGAACGCUACGUCGAGUACUGUUUCGUCUACAUCAGCCAGGCCUACAAUGGGGCUAUGUCCGAGGUCCGCGUCGACUGCAUACCCACCUUUCCCAUACAAGAAACGGACGCCGGUGGAUGGGGUCAGUGGAGCCAAUGGACACCGUGCAGCAGCUCCUGCGUAGGUGGCUCACGUACACGCCAUCGCUUCUGUGACACGCCGCCCCCGCGAUACGGGGCGAAAUUUUGCCAGGGCGACCGAGUGGAAACGGAAGCUUGCGGCGGUUCAGUGCUAUUGGACCUGCGAGGCACUUGGAGUCCUGGCGAUUGGGAGUGUCGGCACGGUGAGGGCUUGGCUGUCGAUAGACCGGAAGUGACUGCCGAGGUCGGAACUAAGUGCCGCUGUGGCUGCUCCCUUAACAUUGAUCUCGAAGAACACCGCAAAAUACUUGCAACAAGUAGUCGAAUCUGCCCCGGGCGGUCGUUUUGGCUUAUCCAAACGAAGCCCAGCCACGUAGUGAAACUUCAUCUGGAUCAAGCGCGAUUCCCCUGUCAAGGUCAAUACGCGCGUGCGCGCGAUGGUGACUCUCUAAUUGACGAAUUGUUGGCGGACAUUGGUCUAAAUAAAAAGGAGCCUGCCACAGGACAAAUCGUUAGUACGGGUCCACGCAUGUUGCUCGAGUUUUUCAGUGAGGAGAGGCUCGCGGGACCCGACCCUGGAAGUUGCCUCGCCGGAUUUCUGGCACACGUCAGCGUUGCGCCAAAACCACUUACGGUGAAUGGAACAACUUCGCUGUCACCGGUGUACCUAAAUCCAAAGGUAAUUGCGGCUUCUUCUGGACGAUGGUCAAUAUGGUUAACACCAGCUCAUCUCGCUGCCGCUUCCCUUCUUAUCCUUACCUUUCUCGUCUCUAUGUUUCUGGCACUUCAAUACAUCUUCAAAUACCGAAAAUACGAAGUUGCCGAUGAUCUCGACAGCCUUACCGACAAUUCAGCGUGUAGCGGCUCGAUGCAAGGUAUCACAAGACGAGCGCGGGCCAUGUCCUCAUCGACCCUUAUUUCCGAGGUCGUGUCGCUGGUGCGACUUCCAAGACGAGCCACGACAAGGCAUACGAGGCUUAACGAGACGUCUGCUGAUAUUGAGGAAGGCUACGAAAGCACCGAGACCCAGCCUGAUGAUGAGAAUGAAGAUGAGGACGACGACUACGACAGAAAGGAUGAGAAUUACGGAAUGCUGAAACGUGAAAAGGAGUCGAGUAGUUCACAGAGGACAAUAAUGGCCGAUGCCAGUAUGCUUAACACUCCAACAAAACAAUUGUCCAGCUCGAGUGUCUCCAUGAAGACGGCGGUGACAAUGAUGACAAUGCCGACUACGACGACAACGCCUGCGGCUGACCCCAUUCCUACAACCGGACACGCUGAGGUCAAAUAUGCUCGUCCAGUUAAGCUACGUACAUACGGACCGAUAACCCCGGUGUUGGAAGAAGCCGCUUCAACAUCCGAAGAUGGAAGGCAAUUCAGCGCUACGAGUGCAUCGACCAGUCUGAAUAACGGCUUUUCUCCAGCGAGCAGUUCAUCUAAUUCCACUCUCCGACGCUACAACGGAAAAGAGUCGAAGGAUCGUCGAAAUCGAGAACGCUUGCUGCAGGGCCCGGGAUCAGAAUUCAGUCUGGCAAAUCCAGAUUUAGAUUUAGAAUUAGAUUACUAUGACUAUAACGUGGUGAACGCAGGAGCUGCCCCUGGUUCCUACCUCGGCAUGGACCCAGCAUUCCUCGUCUGGAUUCCGCCUCUUACCGAUGAUGAGACUGAUCUCGUUUCUCAAAAAGAAGAAGAACCUCGGUACGGGGAAAUUCCCGAAUGUCCAGUAUAUUUGAAUACCGAAGGGAUUGCUCUAAGUCCAGCACAAUAUAGGAAAGUCAGAGAAUCCCGUAUGGAUGAUUCUAGUGACAACGAUUCGGAGGAUAUCAUAAAGCCUAAAAAGUUAAACCCAGCCGAAUGUCAACUUCAUGAUGAAAUUAUCAUGGAAUAUAAGGCAAGAUUAGUUGAAGGAAUGCUUCCAAUUCAUAGGGUACUCGAGGAAUCUAAAGUGACAGUCAGCGAAGAUUCAUUGUCGAGUGUUUCAGAUGUCAUUCCUAAUAGAUUGGAUGCUAAGGGGAAGUCAUUCAGUAGAGGAAGACUUCCGAGAAAGCUAAAGAAAACUAGUCGCUGUAAGAUUCAAAACAAGCAAACAAAAACAACCAUAAGUAGUGAAUCUAGUAGUCAAUCAUUAGCAAUCCAAAAAACGGAUUAUAAAUCAAUUGAAGCGGCAGUAAAUGACUUAGACAUAUCAAGAACGAAAAAGCACUUUCGAGAUCCGGACAGAGACUUUUGUGAGGUGCAUAUUUCAAACGCAAUAAAUUCACCUAGGACUCCAAAUUUACCUCGAAAAUAUCAAGAUAUCGUCAAUCUUAAUCUUUCAUAUGACGACGACAAAAAGGAAUCUGAAAAUAUGGUAAACAUUCCAUUGGCCGAAUUUUCAAGAAAUCGGAUAGAAUCGCCAGCUAAACUUAAUAAUCGAACUUUAGUUAACAAGAAAAUCUUAAGCAUUCAAAAUCCUGAUUUUGGAGUUUCUAUUGAAAAGACGAAUGAAUCAUAUUAUGAUAUAAUUGCAAAAAAUGAUGACGACAUUAAGUUUGUUGAUGACGAUGAUGAAUAUAUCGACAACAAAAUUAUUGUGUAAGGUUAUUC
This is a messenger RNA of Ceratosolen solmsi marchali, 3847 nucleotides long. It is a transcript of the gene gogo, whose product is annotated as thrombospondin-1 like protein golden goal. The record is from RefSeq and is a predicted model, not a curated record. Gene Ontology annotation, cellular component: cell periphery. The transcript has 13 exons. The coding region runs from base 60 to 3839 and encodes 1259 amino acids. NCBI's taxonomy places the organism in Eukaryota, Metazoa, Arthropoda, Insecta, Hymenoptera, Agaonidae.